AUGCUGUCGCAGACUCUGCGCUGCUUGCCUCUCUUGGCCGUGAUAGCUUUAUCUCUUCUGCAGACUGCCCAUGGGGUGAGUGAAAGUACUGCACUUUUCCUGGCUGUAUGCGCAUCCUCCGCUCGAGAAUCGGAACGCUCACGCCCAUUCCGCUUCGCUCGCAGCUCUACUUCUACCUAGACUCUGACGCCAAGAAAUGCUUCUUGGAAGAGCUGCCAAAUGAUACAGUGGUGGUGGGACACUACAUGGCCGAAGUGUGGGACAAGGCGAGCGAAAAGUUCAUCAUCAAGGAUGAUCUGGGUAUUGCGAUUCAAGUCAAGGUGAGUUGCGAGUCAGCCACAAGCGACUUCAAGCAGGAUUCGUUCAAACCAUUCAGCUCAAAUGUUCGAUGCGGGUGCACACGACAGGAAGUGCGCGAUGAUCACGUAGUGACGUCCACGCGAGGACCUUCGGAAGGCAAGUUCGCCUUCACCUCCCACGAGGCGGGAGACCACGAGAUCUGCCUUGCCGUAGCGCACGUAGGAGAAGCGCACGGGGGUCAUUCCGUUCGAAUGCACCUCGACGUGGUGAUUGGCGAGUCCAAGCCGGACAAUUCUUCGCGUGACAGGCAGCACAUUGUGGAUCUGGCAGGAAGGGUUAGGAUGUUGAACGACAGGCUUAGGGAUAUAAGAAAGGAGCAGCAAUUUCAAAGAGAGAGGGAGGCUGAUUUUAGAGACCUUAGCGAACUCACUAAUAGCAGAGCUAUUUGGUGGAGCGCUAUUCAGGCCGUCGUCCUCAUCGCUACUGGCGUGUGGCAAUUGAGGCACUUGACAGUGAGUAAGAGGCAAGCAAGCAGACAGAAGAGCGGCUCUGCAAAAUGCGACAGGUUCGACAAUGCUGAAGAUUAUCCUUUCCCUACCUCACGCAGGUCUUUUUCAACGAAAAGAAGCUGAGAUGA
Molecule: messenger RNA, 937 nt
Organism: Ceraceosorus bombacis
Lineage: Eukaryota; Fungi; Basidiomycota; Exobasidiomycetes; Ceraceosorales; Ceraceosoraceae
Source: the annotation of a GenBank genome assembly